This is a messenger RNA of Aspergillus japonicus CBS 114.51, 639 nucleotides long. RefSeq names its product oxidoreductase tpcG (gene tpcG). The annotation marks the transcript as partial. The record is from RefSeq and is a predicted model, not a curated record. The transcript has a single exon. Lineage: Eukaryota; Fungi; Ascomycota; Eurotiomycetes; Eurotiales; Aspergillaceae.
AUGUCGACCUACGCGAUCCUCGGCGCCACGGGCAACUGCGGCACUGCCCUCAUCGACAAUCUGCUGCGCACCGACAAUGCGAGAAUCAACGCCUACUGCCGCAACAAGGCGAAGCUGUCGCAAAAGGUCCCAGCGGUCGCCGACCACAAGCGCGUCACGGUCUACGAAGGGAGCAUCUACGACAUCGAUCUCCUGGCCGAAUGCAUCCGGGACGCCCGCGCCAUCUUCCACGUGGUGACGACCAACGACAACGUGCCCGGCUGUCACGUCGGCCUGGACACGGCGAAGAGCAUCAUCGCCGCGAUCGAGAAGCUGAAGGUCCACGGCCAGCUGCGCGCACCGCUCCCCAAGAUCGUCCUGCUCUCCUCCGGCACGAUCGACGACCAUCUGAGCCGCCACAUGCCGUGGUGGUUUCGCCCCAUCCUUCGCACCGCCGCGUCGCAUGUCUACGAGGACCUGCGCAAGACGGAGGCGUACCUGAGGACGCAGGCGGAUCUGGUGUCGACGAUCUUCAUCAAGCCCGGUGGGCUCGCCGUGGAUGCGCAACGUGGCCAUGAGCUGUGUCUCGAUCACGACGAGUCGUUCGUGUCGUACCUGGAUCUGGCCGCGGGGAUGAUUGAGGCCGCGGAUGACAAGGAC